Molecule: messenger RNA, 1243 nt
Organism: Ictalurus furcatus (blue catfish)
Lineage: Eukaryota; Metazoa; Chordata; Actinopteri; Siluriformes; Ictaluridae
Gene: cimap1b
Product: outer dense fiber of sperm tails 3B
Exons: 7
Coding region: 247-1038 (263 amino acids)
Cellular component (GO): cytoskeleton
Source: RefSeq, a predicted model, not a curated record
GUAUGGCCAGUCCUGAUCCGUGGGUUGGUUCCUGGAGGCCUCACAAGCCAAGAGGUCCUAUUGCUGCACUGUACCGCGGCCCUGGGCCCAAGUAUGCCCUCCCAGCGGUUACAGGGUCACGGGAAACCUGGAGCAUGGGGUACAAAGUAGGGUGCACCCUGGACGGGGUGCCAAUCCGUCCAUCGCAGGGCACAAUCACAUACACAUUCACACACCCUACAUACACUACGGACACUUUGGACAUGCAUGUCUUUGGAAUGGAGGAGGAAACCUGAGUACCCGGAGGAAAUCCCCGCAGCACGGGGAGAACAUACAAACUCCACACACACACAGGGCAGAGGCAGGAUUCAGGAUAUGAACCCCCGACUCUUGCGGCGUGAAAGUGGGCAUGACCCACGGAAAUGGAAAGCUCCUGCAUACAGUUUUGGAAUACAGCAUCAGCAAUUAAGCGACAGCUGCUCGCCCGGACCUGGCUACCUCAUACCCUCCAAUAUCACCAGAAUCGGACGCGAUGGCAACCCUGCGUAUUCGCUAAACAGUCGACCCAAAGACCCUCAGCUAUUCCAGACCCCAGGACCAGGGACUUAUCACCCUGAGACAUCAGCAACAGCAACCUUUUAUUCUGCUCCUGCAUACUCACUGCACCCUCGGACCAAAUUGUUCCGUAAUGACCAAACACCAGGGCCUGCUGCGUACAUGCUUCCCCCAGUGCUCGGGCCAAAAUCAGUGAGUAAAAGAUCUGCCCCGAACAUCUCCCUCAGAGGCCGCAGCAAUAUUGGCAGCUUCCAUGAAGAUUUAAAGAAGACACCAGGUCCUGGGACUUACACAGUUGUGGAUCCAAACGUGUACAGACCAAAAUCCCCGCAGUACAGCAUUGUCGGCCGCAACAGCUUUCCUGGAGAUACGACCAAGAAGCCAGGGCCUGGAGCUCACUAUCCAGAGCAGGUGAACUUCACAAGAACCAAAGCUCCCAGCUUCUCCUUUGGUAUCCGUCACUCGGAGUACACUGCCCCACUGAUCCUGGAUAUCGCUGAUUAACCAUCACCUCACUCUUUUCUCUUAAUAAAGACUGUGAAGCAGCAGAGACUCGCUAAAUAACUCUGCAACACUUCAAAUAAACCUUCCACAAAUUAAUUAGCAAGCCAGUUUACCACUGAUCUGAGCCAGAGAACAUGAAAAUACACAGCUUAUGUUUUUUGAGAGCGGUCUAGAGUGCAGUUUCUAAAUAAAACUAACAGUUUGA